AAAUACGACGGCGGCGUUGCAGGUGGACUGUUUGGUAAGGAUGUUCAGAGGCGCAAGGCUUUUUCCCUCGCAAUUCGGACGAUAAACGAAUGCAUUUAUAAUCGUCAAAUAUGCGAUAUGAUCAGCGAGUGCAGGAGCGGAAUAAACUGCGACGUUUUUCAUUUUAUAAAAUUUGCGGCAUUGGUGAUGGAACUCGAUGAGGAUAUGGAUAACGUUUUUAACAAAGUUGAAGAACUGUCGGGGCAUAGAAAUAAAAUUAUGGCAAAUAAUGAGGAUGGACUUUCAGCGAUCAUUGGACCGCAAAAUAAAAUUAGCGCAAGUUACAUCGAUGGUCUGUGCGAAUUACACGAUAUACCGCAUAUUGUGAUAAAUCGACAAGCGAAUCACGACAGAUCGAGGACGAUAAACCUUUAUCCAGAUCAAGAAGUAUUGUCAACAGUGUACGUAAAGGUCGUCGAGAGACUUAAUUGGACAUCGUUUUUGAUACUCUAUGAGAAUACCGAUCAUUUCUUGAACUUAAAUCAGCUUCUAAAAAUGUAUGGUCCAUUUGCAUAUCCAGUUUAUGCUAUUAGAUUGGGUAAUGGGCCGAACUACAGCGAGCCAUUGCUGAUAGCAAAAGAAAAGAAUAUCAGGAGCCUUGUAAUCGACUGCUCGCCCGAGCAUCUCUCACAAAUAUUGAAAGAAACGCAAGAAGUCGGUAUGAUGACAGAGUCGUACCAUUACUUUAUUACGUCGUUGGAUCUGCAAAGUCUCGAUUUGCGUUCGUAUCAAUUCUCAGGUGUGAAUAUAAAUGGCUUAAGACUGGUGGAUCCUGAUAAUCCUUUCGUCAAAGAAUUCGUAAGCAGUCGUUUCGAUGACUUUGAGAUUGAGAAGGUGGAGCAGCUACGGAUGUCCGACGCUUUAAUGUUCGAUGCCGUGAUCUUUUUUGCCCAAGGAUAUAAGGAUCUCGCUUACGAAUACGAGAUAACUGGCAAGAAAUUGUCAUCUAAAUAUCCCAACAUCGAACCUUGGCGUCAUGGACUUAGUUUGCGCAAUUACAUCCUAUACAAUACAGUAAACGGUUUAACAGGGCCGGUGAUGCUCGACAGCGAUGGACGCCGAAGGAGAUUUAAGUUGGAUAUUCUAAAUUUUCAUAAAUCUGGGAUUACGAAAAUUGGCACUUGGAAUCCGGAUACUGGAUUCGAUGAUCUUCACGUAAUCAAUGAAAUAAAGACGAAGCACUUUAAUGUUUUAAUUACAUUGAAUCCGCCAUAUGCAAUGAGAGUGAACUUCUCAAAGAGCUUGGAGGGCAAUGAUAGAUACGAAGGCUUCGUCAUUGACAUUAUCAAGGAACUUAGCCGAAUGAUUGGCUUUAAUUACACAUUUUACGUGCAGGAUGAUUCGCAAAAUGGCGUCUGCAAUAAAACCCUAAACGGCCAGUGCAUUUGCACUGGUAUGAUGGAAAAAAUCUUAAGCGGGAAAAUGCAAAUGGCCAUCACGGACCUGACCAUAACCGAGGAGCGUGAGCUUUGCGUCGACUUUUCCACGGCUUUUUGGAAUCUCGGGAUGAGCAUCUUGUACAAGAAGCCGAUGAAAGCUCCGCGUACCCACUUCUCCUUCCUCGCGACCUUUCACUCUUACGUCUGGAUCUACCUGGCGCUCAUCUUCAUUUUCGUCUCGCUGCUAUUCUUCGUCCUGGGCCGUGUGAGUCCUGCCGAGUGGAACAACACGUAUCCCUGCAUCGAGGAGCCCAACGAGCUGCAGAAUCAAUUCACCAUAACCAAUUCGUUCUGGUUCACCAUCGGCGCCAUAAUGCAGCAGGGCUCGGAGAUCGCGCCCAUAUCGAAAUCUACGAGAACCUUGGCUGGCUGCUGGUGGUUUUUCUGCUUAAUCAUCGUAUCGACUUACACGGCCAAUUUGACCGCGUUUUUAACUAUCGAGAGUCCCGUUAAAGUGGUUAGGGGCAUCGAGGACUUGUAUAAUCAAACGGCUAUUAAAUUUGGAGCAAAAAAGGAUGGAUCGACCUUUAUGUAUUUUCAGAGCUCGAAAAAUCCAAAGCACCGAGGACUCGCCGAAAAGAUGAAAUCGAAGGAGUGGGAAAAGUGGAUGGUGACGUCCAACGAUCAGGCGAUCCACUUGGCGAAAACGGAAAAUUACGCCUUUAUAAUGGAAUCGUCGUCGAUCGAGUACAUUCAGUAUCGAGAAUGCGACUUGGAACAAGCCGGUCCACUCAUCGACCAAAAGUCCUACGCCAUUGCUUAUGCCAAAAAUUUUGAGUACCAUCAGCAAAUAAGUAGAGCCAUUUCAGUACUUCAAGAAAAGCUUAUCAUCAUGGAGUUUUACAAUAAAUGGUGGAAGGAGAAGGGCGCGGUUUGUUUUAGCUCAAAUUCCAAUACACCAGCUGCCAUGAACUUGGAGCAACUCGCCGGGGUUUUUUCAGUUUUGGGAAUCGGCAUUGCAUUGUCCUGCGCAACGACAUUAUGGGAAUUUUGUCGCCACGUGCAGAUGACUUCCAAGAAGGAAAAGGCCAGCUUUAUAAAUAUGUUCUCAUCCGAAAUGAAGCAAAUAACAAAGUCCAAAGCCGUUAAACCAGUGCUAAGACGAAAUAAAUCAACGGAAUCAAACGUAACUGGUGGUGUCUAUUCGUGUAAUUAUACAAUGACAACUCAAGCUUAA
Molecule: messenger RNA, 2655 nt
Organism: Ceratosolen solmsi marchali
Lineage: Eukaryota; Metazoa; Arthropoda; Insecta; Hymenoptera; Agaonidae
Product: glutamate receptor ionotropic, kainate 3-like
Exons: 13
Biological process (GO): monoatomic ion transport
Cellular component (GO): membrane
Molecular function (GO): signaling receptor activity; ligand-gated monoatomic ion channel activity
Source: RefSeq, a predicted model, not a curated record